AUUAAAAUCUGGGUGUCAAGGUAACAGAAUAUAAAGAAAAAAAUUUAAAUAUAAAUGAUCUCCAGAACAGAGACACAAAAAUUGCGCUUUUCUUUCUUCACUUUUGAUGUCUAUUAAAGAAAAAGAUUUUGUUAAAAAAGAUGUAUUCGAAAAUGCAUACGAAAAUGCAUCUGAAGAACACAUUGAACCAACUGAAAGCGAUUGGAAAGUACUAAGAGAAGUAUCGGAUAGCAUACCUAAAGCAGCUUACUUGGUUAUUGUUGUUGAAUUCUGUGAAAGAUUCACUUACUAUGGUCUAACCGGCCCAUUCCAAAACUAUAUCCAAAACCCUGAUCCUGGUCACUACCCUGCAGAAUAUCCCGGCGCAAUGGGACGAGGACAACAAACAGCGACUGCCCUUACCACAUUUUUCCAGUUUUGGUGUUACAUUACACCAGUCAUAGGUGCUAUUAUCGCUGACCAAUACUUGGGCAAAUACAAGACAAUUCUCAUCUUUGCCAUAAUUUACUUUAUUGGCUUAAUUCUCCUUACUCUGACCUCUAUUCCUUCUGCAAUUGCUACUGGAGCUACCUUCCCAGGCUUUAUCGUCUCUUUAAUCAUUAUUGGUCUUGCCACUGGUGGCAUCAAGUCCAAUGUUUCCCCCCUUGUUGCUGAGCAAUAUAAAAAUACGAAGCCAUACAUCAAGACCAUCCGCAAAAAAGUCUUUUCAAACCACUCCGUUGACGAAGGCGACCAUGCAGUGAAUCAUCAGGGUGAUGACGAAGUUCGCGUAAUUGUAUCUCCUCAAGCUACAUACCAAAAGCUAUUCAACAUGUUCUACUGGGGUAUCAACCUUGGUUCUCUUGCCUCAGUCACUACUGUAGUCCUCGAAAAGCAGGUUGGAUUUUGGGCUGCCUAUUUACUGCCAACCCUCGUCUUUAUUCCUGGUAUUCUCAUCGUCUUCUUUGGUAAAAAACAAUACGUGCUGACUCCUCCUCGUGGUUCCAUCUUUAUUGAAACUUUCAAGGUCAUCAGGUACUCAUGGAAAUAUGGUUUUGAAGGAUGCAAGCCAUCCAACUUACGUCAAGUCAACCCCGAGUUGGCAUCAAAGGCAACAUGGGAUGAUAUUUUCAUUGAUGAACUCCGUCGUACAUUCAGAGCCUGUGUUGUAUUUUGUUGGUAUCCCAUUUACUGGUUAUGUUACUCCCAAAUGACCAACAAUAUGGUUUCUAUGACAGCCACCAUGCAAACUGGUUCAGUUCCUAACGAUAUCAUGCAAAACAUCAACCCCUUAACUCUCGUCAUUUUCAUCCCUAUCAUGGACCGUAUCGUCUAUCCUGGUUUACGUCGUAUGGGUCUUCAUCUUGGCCCUAUGAUCCGUAUCACCUUGGGUUUCUUUUUUGCUGCCUGUGCUAUGGGCUAUGCUGCUGGUAUCCAAUCCUAUAUCUACAGUAAGCCUCCUUACUAUGAUCAUCCAACCGGUAACGGAAAGAACGAUGUAUCAGCUGGAUUGAUUAUCCCUGCAUAUGUCUUGAUCGGUAUUUCUGAAAUCUUUGCUUCCAUCACUGGCCUUGAAUACGCCUACAGAAAGGCUCCUGAAAAGAUGAAGUCACUUGUCAUGGCCAUUUUCUUACUUACCAAUUGUUUCGGUUCAAUUCUUGGAUUUGCUCUUGUUUCUGUUGCAGAAGACCCCAAGCUCAAGUGGAUGUAUACUGGUAUUGCCAUUGCCAUGGGUGUCUGUGCCCCACUCUUCUAUUUCUGCCACGGCAGUAACGAUAAAACUGAUAUGCAGGAAGAUGCUAUUCAAAGAAGUGCAGAAAAAGAAGAAGUUGUUGUCGAGUAUGAGGUCGAAGCCAAGCCUACUGUAUAAAAACAAUUUAUAUGUGUGUAUAAAUUGCGUGUAUUAUAAAAUGCCAUACAUAUACUAAUAGUAAUAACGAUAAUAAAG
Rhizopus microsporus ATCC 52813 is the source of this 1927-nucleotide messenger RNA. Its product is annotated as di/tri peptide transporter 2. Gene Ontology annotation, cellular component: fungal-type vacuole; plasma membrane. The transcript has 2 exons. The coding region runs from base 107 to 1849 and encodes 580 amino acids. Gene Ontology annotation, biological process: transmembrane transport; oligopeptide transport. Lineage: Eukaryota; Fungi; Mucoromycota; Mucoromycetes; Mucorales; Rhizopodaceae. The record is from RefSeq and is a predicted model, not a curated record. Gene Ontology annotation, molecular function: tripeptide transmembrane transporter activity; dipeptide transmembrane transporter activity.